Messenger RNA from Pocillopora damicornis (cauliflower coral), 605 nucleotides. RefSeq lists its product as uncharacterized. The record is from RefSeq and is a predicted model, not a curated record. NCBI's taxonomy places the organism in Eukaryota, Metazoa, Cnidaria, Anthozoa, Scleractinia, Pocilloporidae.
UAAGGACUAAUAAGUUUAAAUCUUCUGGUAGGCAACUCAUGGAUAGUACUGAGACCAUCAAAAAGUGUUAUGUCCUGGUCUCCUAUGUAGGAUCUCAGUUUGAUGUGGAAGUUUGUGGGAGGUCUGAUCACACUAAAGAUAUGGAGUUGGAGUGUCGCAUUUUUCAGCCCACGAUGUCUCCUGUGAGACUAAUCACAGGAGACAUCAUUACAGGAGGUCAUGCAGAUAUGCUUGGUAAAAUUGAAAGGGCAGUGAUAGAAGGCUGUCUUGCAGCACAAGCUGUGUGUGAGCAAAGAAAACUGUUGGAGGAUAGAAGAGAGUUCCGAAGAGUACAAGAGGAUGAACUCAGACAAUCAGUAAGUUAUGAUGAGAUUAAUGGAGUAUUUGCUGGAGAAUUGGGAGAGAAUUUGCAGUUACCAUACAGUUCAAUACUAGCAUCCUAUCUCCAGUCAAUGCCAUGCCAAUGUUGGCUUCUAAAUACAUGGCUUUUAAAAGUAUAUCAAGUGAAAAUAGUAAAGUGGGUUUUGCACGACUGUUGAUUAAAGGGGAUCUAAACAAAUUUGAUUACCCACUCUCAGAGACAUGUGAUUGUCUGGUUCCUUUUU